This is a messenger RNA of Knipowitschia caucasica, 528 nucleotides long. NCBI's taxonomy places the organism in Eukaryota, Metazoa, Chordata, Actinopteri, Gobiiformes, Gobiidae. The record is from the annotation of a GenBank genome assembly.
AUGGCUACGUUUGACUUGGGUGCUUUCGUGGCUGAGCCAACUAGUGAUGUGUUGGAUUCGUGUAGAAAAGUUGACUUAUUGGAGAUUGCCCGGCACUAUGAAAUCCCCGUGUCUGUUACAUUGCGCGUGGGAGAGUUAAGGGAGGCUGUGUUGGCAGGUUUGGUCGCCAGUGAAGUUUUGGUUUUGCCCAAGUCGAGCAAUCUGGAACAAGGAGUGACCGUGGGAGGCGCAGUGGCGUCCCCCGUGCGUCUCGGGGAGAGCGCGGAUUCCCCACAGCCACCGGUGGGCUCUCCAGAGGUUUUGUUUGGGGAGGCUGAGGAAAAGGUUCGUGUCUUGUCUCCUACUUUGAGUGUGCAUUCUCCUCGUGAUGUGCGCUUGGAUGUGCGCCUUGCGCGGCUCAAAAACGAGAGAGAGGAGAAAGAGCGUGACUUCCAGCUCAAGCGUGAGCUCGAGUUAAAGCGCAUUGAGCUGGAGGCAGCCACUGCUCGCGAGGUUGAGUUUAGAAGCCGUGUGUUCGGAGAGUCUUGA